Molecule: messenger RNA, 426 nt
Organism: Ogataea haglerorum
Lineage: Eukaryota; Fungi; Ascomycota; Pichiomycetes; Pichiales; Pichiaceae
Exons: 1
Coding region: 1-426 (141 amino acids)
Biological process (GO): RNA splicing
Cellular component (GO): precatalytic spliceosome
Source: RefSeq, a predicted model, not a curated record
AUGCCAAAAAUACAGAUAAAGCUCAAGGACCGGGAUAGGGCCGAAAAGCUACAGGCAAGCAAGAAUGUGAAGCAAGUCGAAGAAAAUGGUAAUCCGACAAACCACGAUAGAGUUACUGAAUUGAAAGAUCGUUCUGAAUCGUCCACGGAAAACAAAGUGGAAAACGAUCAGCUAAAGGACAAUCUGGAAAAAGAAUCUCGUGGACGACGGCUCUCUGAUAGCCAAGAGGAGCCUCUUGUUGAAAAUGAACCAGGUCUCUCAUCAAUAAUAGGAUUUAAGGACUUUGGGUCAACUAAAAAUAAGAAAGUGAAUGGUAAUGCCGCUUUUGGUGCCAAAAAAUUACCUAGGACUGAAUAUCGCCAGUACAUGAAUCGUGAAAAAGGAUUCAAUCGCCCACUUUCGCCACCUAGGAAGAAGAAGAAAUGA